Messenger RNA from Yamadazyma jaroonii, 1020 nucleotides. The record is from the annotation of a GenBank genome assembly. NCBI's taxonomy places the organism in Eukaryota, Fungi, Ascomycota, Pichiomycetes, Serinales, Debaryomycetaceae.
AUGCUGGCCACAACUUUGAUAAUAUGUGUUGCAGGUCUUUACGGUUCUUUCAUUACUUGGUCUAUUUUACAAGAAAAGAUUAAUACCACUCCUUACGGUGAUAAUGAAUUUUUCAAGGCUCCAUUAAUUGUCAAUAUUAUUCAAUCAUUCUUCGCUAUUUUAAUAUCUUUUUCAUACAGUAAGAUCAAAGAUAAUACCAAUCCUUUUGGAAUUUUUAAAAAUGAUAAAGCAGUUUCGUGGAAUCUCUUCAAAAUGUUCUUGAUUACAUCCCUUACUUCGAGUAUUUCAUCACCAAUUGCUUAUAAAUCGUUAAAUCAUGUGGAUUAUUUAGUAUAUUUGUUAAGUAAAUCAUGUAAAUUAAUACCUAUUAUGAUGGUCCAUGGUGUGAUUUAUCGUACAAGAUUCCCAAUGUAUAAGAUUAUGGUAGCCGGGUGUGUUACCUUAGGUGUGUUGGUUUUCACUUUAUCCAAUACUACUAAGAAGAAAUCCAAUAAUGAUGGUGACACCUUAUUGGGUAUUAUUCAAUUGGGAAGUUCCAUGCUUCUAGACGGAUUAACAAAUAGUACGCAAGAUCAAUUGUUCAAAUAUCAGAAAACUUUAGAUAAUAAAGUUAAUAAAAUCAAUGGUAUUAUAUUAAUGUGUGUGUUGAAUACUUUCAUGAUGGUCCUCACAAUUACAUAUACUGUAAUCUUCAAAUAUGACGAGGAAAUAGUAUCAGCAUUCAAUUUUGCCCAAAGACAUCCUCAGGUAUUGAUAGAUAUCCUUACUUUUGGGAUAUUUGGAUCUGUAGGUCAAAUAUUUGUUUUCAUAAUAUUAGAGAAGUUCGAUUCCAUUAUUUUGACUACUGCUACUGUUACUAGAAAAAUGUUAAGCAUGAUAACUAGUGUAUUAUUGUUUGGUCACUCCCUCAACUUGCAACAAAUGUUAGGUGUAGGAUUAGUAUUUUUUGGUAUUGGAUAUGAAGCUUUAAUCAAAAUUAAACCAAAAGACUCCACAAACCAUGUCAAAAAAAACCAGUAA